CUGUCAAUCACGUGCCGUUUGGCGCCAACUCUAGUUUCUCGUUCCGUGUUUCUUCUUUUAACUAGCGAUUGUGUUGCAGAGCGUGCGAUUGGUUCUGUGUAGUUUGCGAGCAAUGCAAUGAAUAAAAGGAAAAUUUCUCAAACAAAAGGAACAGAUCCAAAAACUUCUGAGUUUGCUUUCUUUAAGAAAUUGAAGAAGGAUGCAAGCGAUGGAUUUCAUUUACGUCCACUGCAAAAGGAAUCUCGUCAAUCAUCUAAGAAAUUAGAAUCCACAGACUAUUCCAGAGAGAAGAUGGGUGAGAUUGGAAGUAAUUGCGAGAAUUCUUCAAGGAUCAUUGAGCACGUAUCAACUGUAAGGACAGACUCAUGUUUCUCACCUUCUGUAAAAGCUUGGAAUAAAUCAGGAUUGUACUGCAUCAGCAACACGCCAAAGGGCUCCCAGGAUUAUAGUGACAAAUUCAAAUCCCAGCGAAUAUUUUCACAUGAAGAUCAGCAUGAGCAUGGAGAAGUUUUUGCUAGAAAGAGACAAAAAUUACGACUGAGUGCUGCAGAUGCCUUGUUUACAGACCUAGAGAAGCUCUGUUCAAAAGGGUUAGGCACAGAUUCGAUAUUGAUAUUAACUGUCCUUUCCCUUUAUCAUGAAUAUAAUUGGAAUUUUUCAGGCAUGAUAUUAUUUCCAUGCUCCUUAGUCGGCUGUUCCCUACGAGCACUGAAGAAAAUGUAUGGAAUUUUAGCCAUUUCUCAUUCUAAAAAUCCAUCCAGUGACCUGCAUUCCCUUAUCAAGAAUGAUUUUCUGUGCCAGAAAUAUGAGGAUACACAUCCAGGAAAAGAAGCGAAUGGUACAAGAUAUGAUUUACCUGAUUCUCGAAAGUCAGAUGAUCAAUUUAAGGACCAAUAUCGGAUACCUAAAACGAAACUUCUUGGACUUGAAUCAAGCCCAUACUUGAGAGAUCAUGUGUUGUCUCCUUCCUAUCUCAGACUAGAUGGGAGAUUUAAUCUGCACUCGAAGUUUCCAACCUAUGAUUCAAACAAUUUUCCGCCUCGAAUAACGGAACCUGACUGCAAACAAAGUGCAAAUCAAAGUUUCGGUGUCGCAACCAAGGGCGAUGUAAUUCCUGAACCUUUGCUUAACGAAGCAGCAAAUGCUACCAGACAUGGUUUGCAUGAUUCUCGGGAGUUAGAUGUUCAAUUUGCAGAACACCAUCAAAUACCUAAGAGGAAGCCUCUUGAACUUGAAUCAAGUUCAUCCUUCAAUGAUCAUUUUCUGUCUCCUGUUUUUCUGCGAUCAUUUGAGAUGAUUAAGCCUCAUGCCGACUUUCAACCUUAUCCACUCAACUUUCAACCUCUGCUCAGUAUGACAGAAGCUAGAAGCAAUUUUGGUGGAACUCCAAGUUUCAUUGACAAGAGUGAUGUAACCCGAGGGUUUCUGAGUAAUAACCAAGAUCGUGAAAUCUUUACAUCCAAUCAUUUCAAAGAGCUGGGGAUACCAGAGAAAGAAUCGAUUCCUCUUAUGGAAAAAGAUUUUGACUACACUGCAAAUGCGACAAAUUUUCCUAUCACUUACAUGCAUACAAAGCCAAAUAUGCCCCCUGAAUUAUCAAUUUUAGGCCACCCUGAAGAGCAGACAUUAAAUAAUACAUUAGAUAGGUACCACUUUAGUCCCUCAUUCUCGCUACUGGACAAAUCACAGAACUUCAGUUCAAUAUUGGAUUCUGGUUUCUUAAGAUAUCAAGAAGUCAAGUUUGGAAGAUAUGUCUAUGAAGACAUGGACACAAAUUUUAACCAUACAGCAUUGUCUCUGUCACACAGUAAGCACUACUUUAAUGUUCAGGAAAAUUGGAAGAAUGACACGUCAUGUGAUCAAGACAUGUUCUUUUCACCAUACAAACAUUGGGUCGGAAGGACAGUUUCUAGUGCCUACCAUCAUCAUCCUAAUCUGGAAACCUGGCUUCCAUCUUCACUAGAUGAAUGACAGAGGAGCUUAUCUCUAACUAGUUCCCAUUUAAAUUGCCAAAGUUCAAGUUCAAGAACUUUACAAUUGUCACAAAGGGAAAGUGUGCCUUCUCUUUUUCAAAUUAAUGAUAAUGACGAGCCAGAAAUGGAUGGUGAAAAUCACGAGGAAGUGCUUUAUCAUUUUAGGAAAAGCUUGAUUGAAAUAUAUAACUCUUCUUUUCUCCAUAUGUCCAUGCCCAUUUCCUUUGGAUGAUAGUGACUAUGCCAAUGAGCAAGAGCAAACGCAGAAGCUGCUCCGUUAGAGUCUAACACCCCAGAAUGUAUGAUCAAACGUUACCCUGCACAUGUUUCUGGUUAAUUUCGGACUGUUACGCCAUGUGUUUACAAAAAGACACGUCUAUCAAACUUCACCUUUUGGUGGAAAUUAGUGUUGUUACUUUGCUGGAUCUUUGAUA
Molecule: messenger RNA, 2407 nt
Organism: Vigna umbellata (rice bean)
Lineage: Eukaryota; Viridiplantae; Streptophyta; Magnoliopsida; Fabales; Fabaceae
Source: RefSeq, a predicted model, not a curated record